AUGGUGGAACUGACAGUAGGUGACAUCAAUAGAAGGUAUUGUAGCCAGAUAUGUCGAUCAAUGCUAAGCUAUACAUGGAAAUCCACCCCAUUAUGGAAUCUGUUGAAAGAUCGUGGGAUAUUCCAACUGAAGCCACGCUGUGAUGCAGGGGCUGAACCGAAUCAUACAACUAGUAUACCGAACAUUGCAACAAAAACAAUGGAGUUAAAGCUACUAAGUCUAAAGGAUAUGAAGUUGUUGGACAAUGUUCUUGAAGCUGAGAUAAACACGAGUUGUUGCUGCCACCAGAACGAGUUGACGUCUUCAACAAGGCUUUCGAUCUCGGAAAAAACUAGUGAUACCCAUAUAGGUGCAUCCAAGUUAGUAGUAACUCGCGGCGCUGAGGCCGCAAUUAAAAGGUACCAGAAGCUAAGGAGAUGCAAGCAAGUCGACUAA
Vicia faba (fava bean) is the source of this 435-nucleotide messenger RNA. NCBI's taxonomy places the organism in Eukaryota, Viridiplantae, Streptophyta, Magnoliopsida, Fabales, Fabaceae. The record is from the annotation of a GenBank genome assembly.